Penicillium samsonianum is the source of this 573-nucleotide messenger RNA. RefSeq lists its product as uncharacterized. The record is from RefSeq and is a predicted model, not a curated record. The transcript has a single exon. NCBI's taxonomy places the organism in Eukaryota, Fungi, Ascomycota, Eurotiomycetes, Eurotiales, Aspergillaceae. Gene Ontology annotation, biological process: protein transport. The coding region runs from base 1 to 573 and encodes 190 amino acids.
AUGUCCACACGCCAGUCGGAUCUGAGCGAGGCAGCCGCCGCCGCGGCGGAGGAUUUCUUCGGCCAGCUCUACGCCUUCUUCGAGAUGAUUGUUACGCGCUUCUUCAAAAACGGCUACGCCUCGAUCGCGCAGAUGAGCGGCAAGCGCUGGACAAAAGUCAUCGGCAGCGUGAUCUUCUACGUAAUCCUGCGGCCGUACAUCGAGAAGUUGUUUAAGUGGAUGCACGACCGCGACCGUCGCAAGGAGAAGGAGAAGCGCGAGAAGGAGAAGGCGCAGUUUGGGAAAGUCAAGGUUUCGCCGAACUCGCUGCGUGCUGGUGGCGACGGUGGAAAGGGGAAGGUCCUUGGUGAAGUCGAUCACACGGAUGAUGAGCUGGAGGAUGAGGAGGAUCUUAUGGCGGCUGCUAGUGGUGUUCCCGAGUGGAAUGAUAUGGCCCGCAAACGUCAGAAGAAUUAUAUCAAGCGUGUGAAGAAGGAUCAGCGUGCGGAGGAUUUGAGUCGGGAUCAGAUUAUGGAGUUGUUGGAUUGGAGUGAGGAGGAGGAGGUUGAUGUUAAGGUUAAGAAGGAUCUAUAA